This is a messenger RNA of Sturnus vulgaris (Common starling), 5181 nucleotides long. The record is from RefSeq and is a predicted model, not a curated record. Lineage: Eukaryota; Metazoa; Chordata; Aves; Passeriformes; Sturnidae.
CCGGGCUGGACAUCGCUGCCCACGUGUUGCCCGGCGCUUCCCCGCCCAUGGAGUCUGAGAUUCUCCAGUCGCCUCUGCUGGGGCUCGGGGAGGAGGAUGAGUCCGACCUGACGGACUGGAACUUGCCCCUGGCCUUUAUGAAGAAAAGGCACUGCGAGAAGAUCGAAGGCUCCAAGUCUUUGGCUCAGAGCUGGAGGAUGAAGGACCGGAUGAAGACUGUGAGUGUUGCCUUAGUUUUGUGCCUCAACGUCGGCGUGGACCCUCCUGAUGUGGUGAAAACAACUCCCUGUGCCCGCCUGGAGUGCUGGAUUGAUCCUCUGUCCAUGGGGCCUCAGAAGGCUCUGGAGACCAUCGGGGCCAACCUGCAGAAGCAGUAUGAGAACUGGCAGCCCAGGGCCAGGUACAAGCAGAGCCUGGACCCCACGGUGGACGAGGUGAAGAAGCUGUGCACGUCCCUGCGCCGCAACGCCAAGGAGGAGCGUGUGCUGUUCCACUACAACGGGCACGGCGUGCCCCGGCCCACGGUCAACGGCGAGAUCUGGGUCUUCAACAAGAACUACACCCAGUACAUCCCCCUGUCCAUCUACGACCUGCAGACGUGGAUGGGGAGCCCUUCCAUCUUCGUCUACGACUGCUCCAACGCCGGCCUCAUUGUCAAGUCCUUCAAGCAAUUUGCACUACAGAGAGAGCAGGAGCUGGAGGUGGCUGCCAUCAACCCCAACCACCCCCUUGCCCAGAUGCCCCUGCCCCCCUCCAUGAAGAACUGCAUCCAGCUGGCAGCCUGUGAGGCCAACGAGCUGCUGCCCAUGAUCCCAGACCUGCCUGCAGACCUGUUCACCUCCUGCCUCACCACCCCCAUCAAGAUCGCCCUGCGCUGGUUCUGCAUGCAGAAGAGUGUCAGGCUGGUGCCAGGAGUCACGCUGGAUUUAAUAGAGAAGAUUCCUGGGAGGCUGAAUGACAGGAGAACUCCCCUGGGAGAGCUGAACUGGAUCUUCACAGCCAUCACAGACACCAUUGCCUGGAAUGUCCUGCCCAGAGGUGAGCCUGGGGCAGGUCUCUUCCCUCUGUCCCCUCCCUCCAGGCAAGCCUGGGACCUUGCUGUUGACAUUUGCCUUUCCCAGCUCCCCACCAUUAUUGAGGAAGGAACUGCCUUCAGGCACAGCCCCUUCUUUGCCGAGCAGCUCACGGCCUUCCAGGUGUGGCUCACCAUGGGUGUGGAGAACAGGAACCCCCCGGAGCAGCUGCCCAUUGUCCUGCAGGUGCUGCUGAGCCAGGUGCACCGACUGAGAGCUCUGGAUCUGCUGGGGAGGUUCCUGGACCUGGGGCCCUGGGCUGUGAGCCUGGCCCUCUCUGUUGGCAUUUUCCCCUAUGUGCUGAAGCUCCUGCAGAGCUCAGCCCGUGAGCUGAGACCUCUCCUGGUGUUCAUCUGGGCCAAGAUCCUGGCAGUGGACAGUUCAUGCCAGGCUGACCUGGUGAAGGACAAUGGACACAAGUAUUUCCUCUCAGUCCUGGCAGAUCCUUACAUGCCAGCUGAGCACAGGACCAUGACAGCCUUCAUCCUGGCUGUGAUUGUCAACAACUACAACACCGGGCAGGAAGCCUGCCUGCAAGGGAACCUGAUCGCGAUCUGCCUGGAGCAGCUGAACGAUCCCCACCCGCUCCUCAGGCAGUGGGUGGCCAUUUGUCUGGGCAGGAUCUGGCAGAACUUCGACUCAGCCAGGUGGUGUGGAGUGAGAGACAGCGCCCAUGAGAAGCUCUACAGCCUCCUCUCAGAUCCCAUCCCGGAGGUUCGUUGUGCUGCAGUUUUUGCUCUGGGCACCUUCGUGGGCAACUCGGCAGAGCGCACGGACCACUCGACCACCAUCGACCACAACGUGGCCAUGAUGCUGGCCCAGCUCAUCAACGACGGCAGCCCCAUGGUCCGGAAGGAGCUGGUGGUGGCCCUGAGUCACCUGGUGGUUCAGUACGAGAGCAAUUUCUGCACCGUGGCCUUGCAGUUCAUAGAAGAGGAGAAGAAUUAUCCCCUCCCUUCUCCAGCUGCUCCAGCUCUGAGCGGGCCGUGCUGCCCGGCCGAGGGCAGCCUGACCCCGGUGCGGGAGGCGCCGUGCACGCCCCGCCUGCGCUCCGUCAGCUCCUACGGCAACAUCCGCGCCGUCACCUCUGCCCGCAGCCUCAACAAAUCCCUGCAGAACCUCAGCCUCAACGAGGAGUCUGGCAGCUCUGUGGCGUUCUCCCCUGGGAACCUGAGCACGAGCAGCAGUGCCAGCAGCACCCUGGGCAGCCCCGAGAACGAGGAGUACAUCCUGUCCUUCGAGACCAUCGACAAGAUGAGGAGAGUCAGCUCCUACUCCUCCCUCAACUCCCUCAUAGGUGUGAGUUUCAACAGUGUUUAUACCCAAAUUUGGAGAGUGCUCCUUCACCUGGCUGCUGACCCCUAUCCCGACGUGUCUGACCUGGCCAUGAAGGUUCUCAACAGCAUUGCCUACAAGGCCACGGUCAAUGCUCGCCCCCAGCGCAUCCUGGACACCUCCUCGCUGACCCAGUCUGCCCCUGCCAGCCCCACCAACAAGGGCAUGCACAUCCACCAAGUGGGGGGGUCGCCUCCCACCACCAGCACGAGCAGCUCCAGCCUGACCAGCGAGGUGCCCAAGCAGCCCGUGAGCCGUGAGCUGGGGGCCGUGCGCCCCAGCGCCACCAGCGUGGCCGUCCAGUACACCCCCCACUCGCACCAGUUCCCCAGGACCAGGAAAAUGUUCGACAAAGGCCCAGAGCAGACAGCUGAUGAUGCUGAUGAUGCCGUGGGACACAAGAGCUUCAUCUCGGCCGCGGUGCAGACGGGUUUCUGUGACUGGAGUGCCAAGUACUUUGCCCAGCCCGUCAUGAAGAUCCCCGAGGAGCACGACCUGGAGAGCCAGAUCCGCAAGGAGCGCGAGUGGCGCUUCCUGCGCAACGCCCGCGUCCGGAAACAGGCGCAGAAAAUCAUCCAGAAGGGCAUCUCCAGGCUGGACGAUCAGAUCUUCCUCAACAGGAACCCGGGCGUGCCCUCCGUGGUGAAAUUCCACCCCUUCACCCCCUGCAUCGCUGUGGCUGACAAGGACAGCAUCUGUUUCUGGGACUGGGAGAAGGGGGAGAAGUUGGAUUAUUUCCACAACGGGAACCCUCGGUACACGCGGAUCACGGCCAUGGAGUACCUGAACGGGCAGGACUGCUCCCUGCUGCUCACGGCCACAGACGAUGGUGCCAUCAGAGUGUGGAAGAACUUUGCAGACCUGGAGAAGAACCCCGAGAUGGUGACAGCCUGGCAGGGGCUGUCAGACAUGCUGCCAAGCACUCGAGGUCUGGCCCGAAGGGUGUCCAUCUACCUGGACAGGAGCAAGCAGGGAGGAGCAGGGAUGGUGGUGGACUGGGAACAAGAAACCGGGCUCCUGAUGACCUCGGGGGACGUGAGGAUAAUCCGGAUCUGGGACACGGAUCGGGAAAUGAAAGUACAGGACAUUCCCACGGGAGCUGACAGCUGUGUCACCAGCCUGUCGUGUGACUCUCACCGCUCCCUGAUCGUGGCGGGGCUGGGGGACGGCUCCAUCCGAGUGUUCGACAGGAGGAUGGCCCUCAGUGAAUGCCGGGUCAUGACCUACCGGGAGCACACGGCCUGGGUGGUGAAGGCUUACCUGCAGAAACACCCCGAGGGCAACAUCAUGAGCGUCAGUGUCAAUGGUGACGUUCGUUUCUUCGACCCCCGCAUGCCCGAGUCCAUGAAGGUGCUGCAGAUUGUCAAGGGGCUCACAGCCCUGGACAUCCAUCCCCAGGCCAACCUGUUUGCAUGUGGCUCCAUGAACCAGUUCACUGCCAUCUACAACGGCAAUGGAGAGCUGAUCAACAACAUCAAAUACUACGAUGGCUUCAUGGGACAGAGAGUGGGAGCCAUCAGCUGCCUGGCCUUCCAUCCUCACUGGCCCCACCUGGCCGUCGGCAGCAAUGACUUUUACAUCUCGGUGUACUCGGUGGAGAAGAGGAUCAGAUGACGGCGCGGCCGGAGCGGCUCCAGGCAGGGCCUCCCUGUACAUAGAGAAAUCAUCGACUUGAAUGUUUCGUGUUGGCUGCUGCUGCACCCCAUAACUUGAACAUUUGUUCUUCUGACUUAGCUACUGAUGGGUUUGACGAGGGGAAGAGACAAUCUCCUGGAUUUUGUUUUGUUUUGUUUUCCAGCUAUAUCCUCUAAAAGAAAAGGAACAUUUAUUUUUGUUUCCGGUGGUUGGCUUCUCUGUCAGAAACACGGCUCCUGAGCUUGGAAGGACUUGGAUGAGGCAAAGCCCUUGAGAAGGGUCUUGUUUUAGUCUUUGUUCCUUGUUUUGCUGGAGUGUGGGUUCUUCAAGGACUGUGAAGACUCACCUACAGCUCCAUGGGACCCUCCAGCUGCUGCCAACCCUGUGCCAAACCCAAUUCCUGGGACAGGGCAGCACGGGAUGUACCUGCCAGGGAGGCAGGGCAGCAUCUCCUCUGCAUGAACCUCCCCCUCCCUCCCUGCAGCAGCCUCUCCACUGGAAGCAAGGACAGCCCUGGUGGGGACCUGGUGGCCUGGGCAGGCAGGGAUCCUGCAGGAAGGGGCUCAGGGAGAUGACAAGAGCAGGGCAGGAUGUCCCACUCCACAAAACUACACGUCAGGACAACGAGGGAAGAAAGGGAACAAAGAUCUCCAACAUCCCAGGGAGCCUGGAGCAAGUCACGGGUGUGACCAGGGCCCGUCCUGGGCUCUGUGUGCUCCCCAUGGCUGCUGUGCACCGAGGUGAGGUCAGGAUUUGGGCACCUGGAGCUGCCAUGGCUCACCUGCCCCUCUGGAAGCAGGCAUGGAAGCACCUGGGCACUGAGAAUCACUGAGGAGGAGGAGGAGGAGGAAGGCAGCCAGUCACUGCUCUGAGCCAGGCACCCUCGUCCCAGCUGCUCCACCUCCCCACCUUGCACGUGUGAAUAAUGAAUGUUUUGUCCCUUGGGAUCCGUUCUGGGGCUGGAGCUGGGUGUGGAAGGGAGAGCACAGCCAAAGGUCAGGUUUCCUUCCAGAGCUGCAGAACUCACUGCAGGCCUGGAAUUCCCAGCUGGGAUCCCAGCCAGGGCCAGGGGAUCUGCAGGCUCCCAGCAAAGUCCAGCUGUGCUGCAGGAAUGCAGCGAGGGAAGGGCUCAGGACCC